AUGGAGGGGUUCCUGACCUCCUUCCCACCCUUCGGUAUCAGUCCGGUCCGUGGGCCCCUGGUUCAGGGCAGCAGCUGGGGGAAGAAGGAGGGCCGGUUCGUGACCCCGCAGGGUCUCGGGUACCUGGAGCUGUGUAAGGCCAUCCUGUCGCAGGUGAGCCCCGCUGUAGCUCCGCCCCUCAGAAAGACCGCCACCAGAGAGUGCGGCGUGCAGGUGAACGCCAAAGUGGACAAAACCGUCCAGUGCACCCUGGGCCCCAAGACACUUUUCUACAAGGAGGACGAAGCCCCGCUUCCCUCAGACACCCCGAGGAGUCCGGACCCGCCCAGCACCCCCCGCUUCCUCAGACCCGUUUCCAUCUACUCCCCUGUUUUUGACCGCAGAACCUUCGUGAAUAAACUCAGCGAGGCCGCAGGCAGAGAACCUCCUGAAGACGCUGACCAGGAGUCUGACGCUGAUCCGGAUCAGAACGACCCCAGGAAGAACACAAAGACCACCUAUCAGGCAUCAAAGGCCUCAAAGCUUCAGUUCCUGGAACAGCGGUAUGGCUUUUUCCACUGUAAAAAGUGCAACAUCCGGUGGGAGAGUGCAUACGUGUGGUGCGUCUCUGGAACCAGUAAGGUGUACUAUAAGCAGCUCUGCCGGAAGUGUCAGAUGGGGUUCAACCCCUACAGAGUGGAGUCCAUCCUCUGCAAGGGAUGUUCUCAGACCUGCUGUAGCUGUGAGAAGAAGCUGAGGCACAUCAACAUGAAGCGGCCCCACCGCCAGGACCUGUGCUGUCGCUGCAAAGGCAUGAGGCUGUCCUGUGACGCCACCUACAGCUUCAAAUACAUCAUCUGACCUCCUUGCACUUCAGAAUACCCUCAACUGUUUGAGUUGUAUCAGUGAACGUCUACCUCACGGCUGAGAGUGAAAUUAUUUUUGUAACUAAAACUUUAUGAAUAAAUGAUGCAUUGAAAAUUAC
Thalassophryne amazonica is the source of this 964-nucleotide messenger RNA. It is a transcript of the gene zar1l, whose product is annotated as zygote arrest 1-like. Gene Ontology annotation, biological process: translation. NCBI's taxonomy places the organism in Eukaryota, Metazoa, Chordata, Actinopteri, Batrachoidiformes, Batrachoididae. The coding region runs from base 1 to 840 and encodes 279 amino acids. Gene Ontology annotation, cellular component: cytoplasm. The transcript has 4 exons. The record is from RefSeq and is a predicted model, not a curated record. Gene Ontology annotation, molecular function: mRNA base-pairing post-transcriptional repressor activity.